Messenger RNA from Ricinus communis (castor bean), 794 nucleotides. Its product is annotated as probable histone H2A.1. Gene Ontology annotation, cellular component: nucleosome. The record is from RefSeq and is a predicted model, not a curated record. The transcript is spliced from 2 exons. NCBI's taxonomy places the organism in Eukaryota, Viridiplantae, Streptophyta, Magnoliopsida, Malpighiales, Euphorbiaceae. The coding region runs from base 96 to 503 and encodes 135 amino acids. Gene Ontology annotation, molecular function: structural constituent of chromatin; protein heterodimerization activity; DNA binding.
UUCUCUCUCUCAACAAACAAUAACAAUCUCCGGCUCUUUGAAUUUGUUUCCUGUUUUACUUUUUGUUUAAUUAAUAUUAAUAUUUUUGCUAGAGAAUGGCUGGUCGAGGGAAAACUCUAGGAUCUGGUGCGGCGAAGAAAGCUACAUCGAGGAGUAGCAAGGCCGGUUUGCAGUUUCCUGUGGGUCGUAUUGCUAGAUUCUUGAAGGCUGGAAAAUACGCUGAGCGUGUUGGUGCCGGCGCCCCUGUGUAUCUUGCCGCUGUCCUUGAGUACCUUGCUGCCGAGGUACUUGAAUUAGCUGGAAAUGCAGCAAGAGACAACAAGAAGACCCGAAUUGUUCCACGACACAUUCAAUUGGCUGUGAGGAAUGAUGAAGAACUUAGCAAGCUGUUAGGUGAUGUGACAAUUGCCAAUGGAGGAGUGAUGCCUAACAUUCACAACCUUCUCCUUCCUAAGAAGACUGCAACUUCAGGUUCUAAGGCCUCUGCUGACGAUGACAGUUAAAUUCAAUAUCAAAGAGCUUAAGAGUAGCUCCAUUUAGCCAAUGUGUUUCCACUGUGAAAUUUGAUAUCUUUCUUGUUCGAUUUUAGUAGGUUUUUGUGUUCUUUAUUAGGUUUGGGGUCAUCUUUUGUGGUUGUGGAGGGCGUAGGUGUUUUAGUGUUAGGUUUUUUUUAGUUAGUGCUGUGAAUAUAAAUUCUCUCUGUUAUCUUGUAGCUCCUUUAAUAGAACAAAAACAAUUUGUGGGAAGAUAUUUUUUUCCAUAAUGACAAAUGAUGCAAAAGUCGGGUUUCCAUA